AUGCCCGUAAAACUUUUUGGGAAAAGGCGACCUGCCGCAAACGCUAGAACUCAAUUAGGCCCAGCCUCGUAUACGUUGCUCUCUGCCGGAUCCGCAUGGCGAGGGCCACUUCCAAGUAUAAUGGAUUCUGAGCUUGAGGUAGUGCUUUGA
Molecule: messenger RNA, 150 nt
Organism: Plasmopara halstedii
Lineage: Eukaryota; Oomycota; Peronosporomycetes; Peronosporales; Peronosporaceae
Exons: 2
Coding region: 1-150 (49 amino acids)
Source: RefSeq, a predicted model, not a curated record